AUGUUAAAAUUCUCUUUCAAAAUUAAGAAGUCCACAAAGUCUCUGUUGGUGGCGAUAUGCUCUGUUCCAGGAUGCACAUGGAGGGUCGUAGCCACUGUGAAGAAUGAUCCAAGCACUUUUUGGGUCACCAAAUAUCUGAACGUGCAUAUAUGUUCUAUUGUGGACCGCAUAGCUAACCGUAAACGUUGCACCUCAAAAUAUAUUGGGAGGCUUUUCAUCGACCGGGUAGGAAUAGUGGAUGGUGUUGUCCCACAACAUAUCGAAGAAUCAAUGAGGACAAUGUUCGGCAUGACGUUGGAUUACACCACUUUGUACAGGGCUUUACAAUAUGCACAAGAAUAUGUGAGAGGAAGUGCCGAAGACGAAUAUGCGAAGUUGCCUUACUGUCUUCAGAAAAUAGAGCAGUCAAACCGGGGAAGUGUUGUUGACCUUGUUGUUGAUGACGAGCAUAUGUUUAAGUAUCUUUUCAUAUCUUUCGAUGCUUCAAUCCGUGGUUUCAAUUACGUUAGGCGAGUUAUUGUGGUUGAUGGGACCCAUCUCACUAGCAAGUAUGAAGGUGUACUGUUAAUCGCUUGCGUACAGGAUGGUAACUUCCAGAUAUUUCCGUUGGCUUUUGGAAUUGUCGACUCGGAGUGUGAUGCUUCAUGGGAUUGGUUUUUCACCAAAUUAAGUGAGUAUAUCUCUGAUGAAUAUCCUUUGGUAGUAGUUUCGGAUAGGCACUGUUCAAUAGCUAAGGCAUGUCGCAAUGUUAUCCCAUGGGCAACACAACGGAUAUGUUAUUACCAUCUUCAACAAAACAUAAUUUCUAAUUUCAAUGGGAAGCAACUGAUGUACUUGGUGAAAGGGGCAGCAUAUGCGCAUACGCAUGAUGAUUACAACCGCUACAUGGCUUCGCUCACUAACGUAAAUCCGGCUCUUGCAGCGUACUUGAAUGAGGCAGAUCCAGCUUUAUGGUCUCGAGUUUACUGUCCAGGAGAUAGAUACAACAUCAAGACUAGCAACAUUGCGGAAUCUAUCAAAUCCAUGCUAAAGAAAGCCAAAGGUUAUCCCAUCACAUAUCUCAUUGAGUUUAUUACGGAAAAGUUAGAUAUGAUGACAGUCAAACGCAUUGAUGGUUGGCGUUUCCACGUUCGUGGUGGGCAAAGUGACUAUUUGGUUGACUUAGAAGAAAAAUCUUGUUCAUGCGGGGUGUUUGGUGUUGAGAAAAUACCAUGUUCACAUGCAAUUAAGGCUGUCAAGUCCGCUGGAUGGCAUAUGUAUACCGUGGUGGAAGCUUACUAUAGAAAAGAUUAUGUCUAUGCGUCGUACGCGGCUAACAUUAUGCCCAAUGUCGAGCACACUCCGAUUGGGCCAGAUAUCCGAUGUAUACCUCCAAUACCGAAGCGGAAACCUAAUUGGCAAAAGAAGUCUCGUUGUCUUACUCAUUGCGUUGCUGAAGACGGAGAGUAA
Camelina sativa (false flax) is the source of this 1449-nucleotide messenger RNA. The record is from RefSeq and is a predicted model, not a curated record. NCBI's taxonomy places the organism in Eukaryota, Viridiplantae, Streptophyta, Magnoliopsida, Brassicales, Brassicaceae.